CAAAAUUUGCCCAAAACUAUUCCCUCAAUCCAUUAUCGCCGCUAUACCUCUCUCUCAAGUCUCCCAUGUUCGUCGCCUCUUUCCUCUACCGGCCGAAACUCCUUGAAAUCUUUUGCCAGGACAGUUGGAAUCAAGACUACUGCAAUCCCGCCUCUCAAGCUUCAGCCUAGAUUACUUCACAGUCGUGAGAUCGCUGUAAGUUCUCGGAUUUCAGGUUAUUUUCUAAGGUUGCAUUGGGGAGCAUUUCCUAUUGAAAUUAAGUACUUCGCAAGUGCGCAAUUAUAUGUCUUCCGGGAUGGAUAAUGAUAGAAGUUGGAUGAACUGGAAGACAUAUAGAUGAAAGAUGUGUGUCUGAAGAAGCAGGCCUUCACGACUGUCGGACUCGUGGAGACAUGGAUGGAGUUCCGUUUGAAAGACAAGCUCCAAAAACAAGAUCAACGACUUCACAAAGAGAAAUUCUCCCACUCCAUGAAAGAGAACAAGGGUCAAUAUGAGAGAUGUCAUUCAGUUUCCACGACUUUGGAUAGAAUUACGUACAUUCGAGAUAGAUGUGACAAGAUGAAAUGAAAAGAUGAAGCUUAGAUGUUAAGCGUUUAAGAUACUUUACUAUUUUUGCCAUGUUUAGUACUAUAUUUAUUUUAUGUCAAAACCCUAUUAUAUUAACAAUUGUGAACCUUUGAUUGUUAGGGAUGGAAU
Cuscuta campestris is the source of this 696-nucleotide messenger RNA. The record is from the annotation of a GenBank genome assembly. NCBI's taxonomy places the organism in Eukaryota, Viridiplantae, Streptophyta, Magnoliopsida, Solanales, Convolvulaceae.